Messenger RNA from Psylliodes chrysocephalus, 2011 nucleotides. The record is from the annotation of a GenBank genome assembly. Lineage: Eukaryota; Metazoa; Arthropoda; Insecta; Coleoptera; Chrysomelidae.
GUCAGACAAACCGAAACCACCGCAUAUUCCACUCAUACAGGCUGUCAAAGGCGCAUGAGCCGCUCAAAUAAAACUUUUCAUUCCGAUACCGCCAGAGAAACUCUCGCUUUGCCAGUCAGUAAGUCAGUAUUUUAGUUGACUUGGGCGAGCGCACGUUUCUGUGUGGUACCCAGGCAUAACCGCAGUUGCGAGAUCUAAUUCAGUGACACAGUGACAGUGACAGUUCUUCCCGGGAAAUCGUUUCCGCAUACUGGGAUUUAACAUCGACAAAACUGUGUUUUCUAAAGAAAUUAUAAUAAUGAUAAAAAGUGAAAAGUGCGGGUAAUUUAAUUCGUAAAAUAAAUUUGGGUGAAAGUGGACCCACACAAGUGAAAGUUUUGGACCAUGGAUUCACCUCAAAUGUACGACAAUCAGCAGCACCAACAAAAUAACAAUAACGUUAUCAAUCAGGAUGCUAAAAAAACCGUUAUAAUGAACAAUAAUAAUAACAACAAUUUAACAACCCUUAAUAACAAUAAUGGUAGCUCGAAACAGACGCAAGCGCUGCUGAAGCAACACCAGUUGCAGCAAUAUCAGCAGCAUAGUGAAUUAAGUGAUUUGAACACUCCGGAAAUAUCUUUAGAUUUACAAAAUUUAAUAGACGAUUCCCAGUUUAGUGAUGGGUUAUUUACCGAAAUUCUAUCCAGCCAAGGGAAGCACAUUCAAAAUUUACAAUCGCGGCAGGUGAUGAACAUUCAAAAUAACAAUUACCCCAGAACCACCCUUGCCUACAUGCCCCAACCCGUUCACAGCGGUGCUACGUAUUCAACAAAUCAAAAUUCCAAUAGCGAUUCAAACAGUUCUAUCAACAGUGACGUCCCUAGUAUAAAAGAAGAACCUAUGGACCCUCAGGAUUUCAGAAGACAAACCUGCAAUUUAUUACCAAAUAGUUAUAUCCCUGGAACCUACCCUCAAAACCCCGGUGCUACCUUCACAACCCUUACCCCUAGCCCAGUGAUGCAUCACCAGCUAAACAUGAACGCUAUGAAAAACAAAGCUAACCUCUUAAACCAACACAACAUAGCGAGAAAAAAUAUGAAACCGUGCGAUAAAAACAGCGAUGAAUAUCGACGAAGAAGGGAAAGGAACAACAUAGCUGUAAGGAAAAGUCGAGAAAAGGCGAAAGUACGCACUAGGGAAACUGAAGAGAAGGUUAAAAUUCUUAUUAAGGAGAACGAGAGGCUGCAAAAGAGGAUAGAAUUACUCACCGAAGAGUUGAACGUGUUGAGGAGUUUAUUUUCUAAUGUUGGUGUGCUGCCAGAACAUGUUCAUCGAGAGAUCAACAAACAUUUGGAUUCCUUUCAGCUGCAGCAUCAACAGCAGCAACACAUGUCUGAAGAUAACAGGCAGAGGAUGAUGGAUAUAGUGCACGAUUAUGGACCAUAAUCGACGAUAAAGUAAAGGUUUAAUCCAUUUAAAAAUAUACGAAUACGAAAUUAUUUAAAUUUUUUAUUUGUUUAUACAAAAUUAUUUAUUUUGUAAGAAAGGAUCCUUUAAAGUUUGAUGAAACAACAAACUAUUUUUAUGCGUUAAAAUCAUUUUAGUUUCUCUAAAUCGCAUUUGACUCUGUUUAAAUCAUUUUUAUACAGGGUAUAAUAAAAUUAUUUAUUUUAUAAGAUAAAUAAUAUUUAAAUUUUGAUGAAACAACAAAUUUUAUUUUCCGUUGAAAUCAUUUAAGUAUCGCGUUUGACUGUUUACUAUUAUUAACUUACAGGGUGAUUCAAAAAAUAUGUUCAUCGCUCGUGGGAUGAUUUGAUUCUGUUUAAAUCAUAUUGUCUACAGGGUAUAACAAAAUUAUUUAUUUUGUAAUUUAAAUUUUGAUGGAACAACAAUUUUUUUUCCGUUAAAUUCAUUUCAGUAAUCGCGUUUGACUGUUUACUAUUAUUAGCUUAUAGGGUGAAUCAAAAAAUAUGUGCCAUCGCUUGUGGGAUGAUUCUUUACCCAAAAAUAAAACAAAUUAUAUCAAUAUGGG